CAACUCUUUCAGACCUGUCGGUGUGAUGUCGUAUUCUGCUUUUUUGCCUUGUUCCAUUUAACGGUCAGGAGAAAGCAGAGAUGGUAGUAAUUUAUGGUAGUAAUUUAAUGCUUUCUUGGGUUUUCACCUUAAACGCGUUAGCUUGGACUUUGGAGAAUACCUGUAAAAGUUUAGUUGUGUCAUAUCAUGUGGAGGUGGAAGCUAUGAUACAAUAUAUUUUGAUAUGAAGGAGAUCUAUUCCUGCCAUGUCCAUCUUUUAAAUGCGGCUUCAGAAUAACACCCAGUAUGUGACGCAACUAAUUUGGUGAGGAUACUAGUAUUUGAUAUAGUGUACACUGUGCUAAUGCAAUCCUAUAAUUUGAAUGCUCUAGCACAAGUGAAAAUUCAUGGCUGUUAAAAUGACAUCAAUAUUGUGUCUGCUAGUCUCCAGGCAGUGGGUGUUUUUUUCCAAAAAUGAUCAUAAAUGAUGGGUUUUCGUUACUGUCUCAUCAUUCUUGUCAUCCCCAUGAAUUUCAGUUAGUUUCCCAGUACAUGCACAUUUACUCAGAAAUCCUUAAGACUCUUAAGUUUGAGCAUGAGUUACCUGAUUUAUCUUCGGAUUAAUUUUCUUAUUAUAUUCCGAGUUAAAGGUAGUUCUGAUUUGUGCCGGCAGUCCAGCAGAAUAUCCUCUGACCAUCAAGGAUUUCUGGAAGUCACUGAUAGGAAAAACAUUAUUGACACUUUAUUCCAUCCUUUUUUGUUGGGGGCAUUAAUAGCACAAACAACUUGGAAGAACCAACUGCAUCGAUUAGAGUUUUUUGGGAGCCAGUGUCCAAUGUUGUCCCGCGUCAAUCCUGGACGGGUGAGUUGGAUGCAAGAUUUGCAUUUGCUUUAUUUUAAGAAAGUGGAUGCUGUCAGGCUAGUGGUCAGGCUAGUAGCCAUACACUCACGCUUUGUGAUCCAAGCUUUAUUGAAGUUGUGUUCUGGACUUGAGAAAAUUAGAAGAUCGAAUGUUCUAGUGCGGUCUAUUUAUGGUUGAGUUGGGAAAGAGGCAUGAUACUGGGCUGACUUGAUAAAAGUGUUGGAAAUAAUGGGAAUUAGUUGGACUCAAAAAAAAUUAAGGGCAAUUUGAUUAAGAUGACGCAAGGGUUAUGGCAAUAGAGCAAAUGAGAAAUUGAAAACAGUAAAAGCUUUUACUAACUAGAUGUACUUGAUUUGUGUAUUCUGUCAAUCCAGCAUAUCUAGUGGUUUUGUAUUUCAAUUUUGUAAUACUUCCACAAAAACACACGAUAAGAAGCUGUUCAUUUGACAAACAAAUACAGUUGAUUGUACCUGGCAUGUCCAUUUGAGCUCGUUAAACUACAGCAUAACAGCAUGCAAUACAAGUUUAGAGCAGAUGGCCCAUACUGUAAUUCUUCCUGGUGUCUCUAUGUGGCCUAUGUUAGUGCUUGAAAACAGGCCGUCAGUUCAGUUUGCUCAUUAAAAUGGAAGUAGCACACAAUUCAGAAUCUUAUCCCAAAAUGCCCCUAAACUCAUACCAGCCUACUCUUGCCCCAACUUUGCAUGGAUCAUCAUGGAAAAUAACUACCGUACAUGCUACCAUCCUGAUGGAACCCAAAACUUGUGGAAAAGUAGAUUAAGGGGUGUCAGAGGAAUCCCGCUUUGGUCGAUGGUUUGACAUCUUGGUAUGGUCAAUUAUCUGGUUUAGCAUUCUGAAUAUCUGUAAGAAAUUUAUUGGUUAGUUGGUUUUCCUUAAUUAGUUUCCCAGGUUCUAGCAUACACUGCUAGUGCUUGACACGGUAUUGAGAAAGCUAAGACCACUUUAAAAACAUAGUUGCAUUAACUUUAGCUUUUAUUCAUAUACUCCUGAAAAUUAACUUUAAGAACAACCCUCUCCUCUUGAUUCUGCUGAGUGUUGUGUUUUGUGGGAGGAUUUUUUUCCUCUUCUUCUUGUUGUGGGUUUGGAGAGA
Messenger RNA from Ilex paraguariensis (yerba mate), 1949 nucleotides. The record is from the annotation of a GenBank genome assembly. Lineage: Eukaryota; Viridiplantae; Streptophyta; Magnoliopsida; Aquifoliales; Aquifoliaceae.